Messenger RNA from Botrytis porri, 2349 nucleotides. RefSeq lists its product as uncharacterized. Bases 1 to 2349 code for a protein of 782 amino acids. The transcript has 2 exons. The record is from RefSeq and is a predicted model, not a curated record. Gene Ontology annotation, molecular function: holo-[acyl-carrier-protein] synthase activity; magnesium ion binding. NCBI's taxonomy places the organism in Eukaryota, Fungi, Ascomycota, Leotiomycetes, Helotiales, Sclerotiniaceae.
AUGCCACGAACAUUCCCAUUUCCUGUUAACAUUGGAACCGACAUCUGCAGGAUCAGUCGCAUUCAGGAUAUCCUAACAAAGCAUCAAUCGAAAUAUGCACAUCGAUUUAUCAGAAGGAUAUUCACUCCACAGGAGCAAGUGUGGUAUCGACCGAGAUUAUUGCCCUUGAUUGAAUACCUAUAUUUCAUGGAACGAAGGGAAUUCAUUCAAGGGAAGAUAGAAAAGCAAGAAAGAUGGAAGGCGAAAAGCUUGGAGGCGUUGAUAGGACUCGUUACCCCGAAAGAAACGCCUCUGCUGAAUAGUACUGCCGCGAAUGAUAAACCUGUUGGUUCUUUGAUAUGGCCUACCUACGGCGCCCAAGAAGAUCCGAAAAAACUGACAAAAGAGGAAGAGGAAUCAAUUUUAAUUCAAUUGAAAGAGAAUGUGCAAGGAGUUGCGAGAUUUGUGGCUGGCCGUUUUGCGGCAAAAGAAGCAGCCAAGAAAGCAUUCAGCAAGAGGAAAUUGAAUUUCCACGACAUUACAAUUGACAGCCCAUCCCUGGAUAACCUCAGGUCUAGAGCACCCGUCACACUCAUUAAAUCAGCAGCAGGACAGGAGGAUCAGAUAGUACCAAUGAGCAUAAGUCACGAUGGAGAUUACGCGACUGCUGUGUGUAUGUCUUGUGAGGACGUCGCUCCUCCACCCACGCCGGAUCUUCAACAGAUAGAACCUAUGUUAGCCCGCCUUCUCGAUGAGAUAACGAUUAAACGAUUAGAGCUGCCGUCAGUGUCAUCCAGAUCUUUAGAUAAGGACAAACGAACACCCGAUUCAAGGUUGAAAGAUUCUACUUCAGAAGAACCUUCAGAGAGACUUUCGACUCCACUCCAGAAGAUACCGGUAAAAUUGACAAGUCCAAUCACUGGAAAGUUAUCAGAAAUCUUGAAUUCAACUCCGGGCGGUUGGUCUAAGGUUUCGGCUCCUGAAGUCAAGGAAGACCUGAGCGUCUCAGAAGUCUCGGAUCUUGUUGAAUCUGAGGUCUCUUCAUCUUCUAUCGAUGAAUCGGUGGUUGAUAGUAAUCUGGAUGUUUCAAAAAUUACUGGUCAUGAUCUGUCAAAAGCCCCUCUGCCCGCACCUAAUGACCCAACGACCAGAUAUCAUUCGAGUGGCACAAGUGCUUUCAAUUCCAUAAAUAUCGAACUUCAGAAUCAAUCCUUCAAUCGUAAUUCUUCUGAUUCUCAAGUCAGAGGAUUUAAUUAUAGGGGCAUUGAAAUGAAUGGCUACCAACCGAUUGAAAACACUCAGAAUAGUACAGAAUUUGCACAGGAAUCCGAUAAUACUGCUUUCUCUCAAGCUAAAAGUCGCUCAAUGACGUGGACCGGAAGGUAUGACAACCAAUCGAAUGAAUACCCCCAACGUGAUAGAGGUUUUCCACAAGCAUCUGAUGAUGAUCUUUUUCAUCGUCGCUCUGAUGUCUGGACAUGCAAAUCUGAAGGAUGUGGUUGUCAAAACGUUAUCUAUGAUCGCCAGUGUGUGAAUUGUGGUACCAAGCGUCUUGAAGGUUGGGCCAAUUGGAUAGAUCCAGACAGUAAAUAUAACGAAAGGUUGGCGGAAUGCUCGAAUCAUGUUGGGCUCCCAUUCAAGAUCGAUCAGGCUCAAGAGGAAGAGAAGAAGAUGAGGAUAGCAAACCGUCAAGCGAGAUUACACGAACGAUCGCAAAGUAUUUAUGGAUUACCAACAUAUUUAGAUCCUAAAUUGAUAAAAAGGAAUGUUGAGAACAGUCUUAGGGUUAUGGGGAUUCCCCUCGGUACAACGAAUGAAGAAUUAAUCGAAGCUUUCAAGGGAAAAUGCACAGCCAUAAAAGGAUAUGUCAGACAAUCGAGAGAGGGUAUUAUACAUGGUUCGAUCAUCUUGUCACGAGAAAAUGAAGCAAAUAAACUACGACAUAUGGAUAGAAGACCUUAUGAAUUACCUGAGAUCAGAGGCCACAGGUUAAGAAUGGUCAAGGCGGAUGAUUGGCUCAGAGGAUUUCUGAGGGAGUAUGGAUCAGGCGCUCGGAUUUGGGAUUGGAAAGCGGAUUUCUGGACCACGGAUGUUUUCCAUCGGUAUGAUAAGAAGGAGUGUGAUGAACAUGCUAAACAGCAGUUGGAGGUGUGGAAAGAGAUUCAGCGAAAUCAGCAGGAGCAACGGGAAGCGGAGGAGAAGAAGACGAGGAAGAAAUUGGCGAAGUUGGAGAAGGGUUUAGAGGAGAAGGGAACGAAGAAGUUGGCGAAGUUGGUGGGUGAUUUGAAGCGGAAGUUGGAGAAGACGGAGAGGGAAAGGUUGAGGAGGGAGUCGAUGGGGCUGGGGAAGGUGCGGAAAGAGAAGGAGUAG